Messenger RNA from Branchiostoma floridae (Florida lancelet), 1075 nucleotides. RefSeq names its product epidermal retinol dehydrogenase 2-like. Gene Ontology annotation, molecular function: oxidoreductase activity, acting on the CH-OH group of donors, NAD or NADP as acceptor. The transcript is spliced from 5 exons. The record is from RefSeq and is a predicted model, not a curated record. Bases 227 to 1060 code for a protein of 277 amino acids. Gene Ontology annotation, cellular component: lipid droplet. NCBI's taxonomy places the organism in Eukaryota, Metazoa, Chordata, Leptocardii, Amphioxiformes, Branchiostomatidae.
UCUUAUGCUACCAUAGGAUCUGCUUGGAGAAACUUCUUCAAUCAUCAAUGGAAAAGGCGUGUUGAACCUAAUCACGUGAUCAAUAUUGACAUGGUAUAAAGGACCGGAGGGGCCAAAGAGUGCCGCACAGUGACCCACUAAAAAGUUCAGGUGACUGGGUGCAGCUACCAUUUUGACCAAGUGUACAUAAUCAUUUCUACAUCUCUUGAGGCCAAAAGACUAAAAAAUGUCGAUCCUAAAGGGCUUCGUGGUCGCCCUUCGAUUCGGUAUGCUGAUGCUCUUUUCGCUGAUCGCUGGACUAGUCAACCUCGUGAGUUUUAUUUUCCCGCCCGCCAAGAAGUCCGUCUCGGGCGAGAUCGCGCUGAUCACCGGGGCGGGCAGCGGGCUCGGCCGCGGCAUGGCGCUCAGCUUCGCCCGCCUGGGGGCCACCAUCGUCGCCUGGGACAUCAACGAGGAGGCGAACGAGGCGACUGUGCAGAUGAUUCGGCAGGAAGGAGGGAAGGCGUUCGGCUUCGUGUGCGACUGUAGCAAGAGGGACGACAUCUACAGGGUCGCGCAGCAGGUGAAGACUAGCGUGGGUCACGUGACCAUCCUGAUCAACAACGCUGGGAUCGUGACGGGCCGGAAGUUUCUGGACUGCCCUGAUGACCUCAUCCAGAAAACCAUGGACAUCAACACCAACGCACACUUCUGGACCACAAAAGCGUUCCUGCCCCAUAUGAUGGAACAGAACCACGGACACCUGGUCAGCAUCGCGUCCUCUGCGGGUCUGAUGGGGGUUGCCGGUCUGUCGGACUACUGUGCCAGCAAGUUCGGCGCCGUGGGGUUCGCCGAGUCCAUCAGGUCUGAGCUGAGGAUCCAAGGGAAGAGCGGAGUUCACGUGACCUGCGUGUGUCCCACCUUUAUCAACACGGGCAUGUUCACUGGGAGCAAACUCAAGAACGUCGCCAUGUUGGAGGCUGAUGACGUAGUGAGGGAGAUUGUUGCGGCGGUGCAGAGGAACCAGUUCAUGCUGGUGAUUCCGCGGGACACCGCCGUCUUCAUCAACCUCAAGGGGUAAGAAAACAAACAAACA